Messenger RNA from Laetiporus sulphureus 93-53, 4896 nucleotides. RefSeq lists its product as uncharacterized. The transcript is spliced from 18 exons. Gene Ontology annotation, molecular function: ribonuclease III activity. Lineage: Eukaryota; Fungi; Basidiomycota; Agaricomycetes; Polyporales; Laetiporaceae. The record is from RefSeq and is a predicted model, not a curated record. The coding region runs from base 69 to 4637 and encodes 1522 amino acids. Gene Ontology annotation, biological process: RNA processing.
CGUUAACGCUCACCGAUCAAUUGUCUGCUGUCUUCUUCUUGUUUUGAACUGCUGUAGCCUCUCUGGUCAUGUUCGAGCUUUGGAAUCAGGCGCGGGCAAGCGCAAGCUCAAAACUGGCUUCCGAAACGACGCCUGGCGAGAAUCCGGGCGUUAAUGGAAGCCGGAAAACUUCAGCGCCAUCAACAAGAAUUGACUCUGGUUUCGAACCUGCACAGGGCAGUGUGCAGACGAGUCGUGCACGCUUGGCGAGCGAGGUCGAUGCUUCACUUGAAGAGCCGCUCGCUAGAUCAAACAAGAGGCGAAGAACGUCUUGGUCGUCGAACAUACCCGAAAACAUAAAUGACGACGUGCCGUGGGCGUAUCCAACCUUAACUGCGAAAGCCAUUCUCGAAGAGACUCAAAUUCACAAUGUCGUUGCAAUCACUGAGGAUUCUGCAGUCAAGAAGGCACUGCUUACGAACUUCUUUGCGCGAUCAGCUGAAAGUCGAAGAUAUCGUUUAGCUGCCGGGUUGCUUCAUGAUGGCUUAAACCUUCUCGUCGUAGAAAAUGACGCUGGCAUCAGUCAAUAUCAUGCAGACUUGGCAAGUUCUGGGUAUAUCUCUCGAAUUGGACAACAUGCCAGCUGCGCAACAGACGAGGAUGGUAAUUGGUUUGAACAGAGUGGCACAGACGUCAUAAUAGUAUCGCACCAUGCUCUCAUGGAGUCAGUCGUGGAAGGAGCGUUAUUGAUAGCUCACGUCAGCACGUUGGUACUAGGCGGCUUUUGGCCUGAUUGUGAAGAGUUCGGUCGGUUGUAUCGGGCAGUCAACGUAGCCUCAAGACCGCGCAUACUGGCGUUCAUGCCGCAUGUCGGAUCCCAACCUCCAGCGUUCUUGGAGUUCCAACGCUACACAAAUGCUCAAGUGUGCUACGUCGUCGCAGACGAAGUGCAGACUCCAAGCGCGCGCCGACUUGAAGGUCUAGUCGAGAAUGUGGUGACUUAUCAGAAGCUGUGCUGUUCGGCUGCGCGGACUCCGCUGUCCACCAAGUUGCGCGAAGUCGACAACGAAGGUUCCAUACCGCCUCAUCUCUUCAAGCGCGCACGAACAGUGCUCACCGAGCUUGGACUGUGCGCGGAGGAGUUGUUUUGGAAGUUAGCCCUAUCCUCGACGCCAACGCAUGAAGUUCGGGAUGGAGUUAUUGGGCUUAGAGCUACGCCUACGAAGGCAAUUCGCGAAGUAAUCAAACGCUGGUCAUUCAAGGUCCCUUGUCUCGACUCGGCUUCGAGAAACUCUAACCUCUCUCCCAAAUUCGCGCGGUUUGUAGAGGAGUUGAAGGGGCGUAACGGCUUAGGCGGAAGCAACAAGUUCCGUAUAUUUGUCAUUGUUCAGAAGAAGGCAAUAGCGACCAUGCUCGUCGAGCUACUGAACACCUUGCCCUCCCAACCUGGUCAACCGUCCUUCCGUCCGAUGACAUUGUCAGGCGACGUGUACGCUUGCCCAGAGCGACUACAAUCCGUCGCGCAAGCACUCGAAGAGGGUCACUGCAACAUUCUAGUCAUCACCAAGUCGUUGGAGAAUCUGGACCUUCCAAAAUUCAAUACAGUUAUUCGUUAUAACGUAUUCCGUAGUCAAGUAUCGUAUGUGCGUUCGGCCGCUCUAUGCACGGAUUCAGGAGGCCGCCUCGUACACAUGAUCGAAGAAAACAACGAUGCGCAUCGACACAUUCUCUCUGACACCAUGGCUUUCGAUCAGGACAUGUCACAAUGGGCCAAACAGACCAUGUGCUCUGAUGAAGGCGCCAUACCUCCACGAGCGCUGACUGAAUCCUUGGAUCCAUAUCGCUCUGACAGUGAGGAUGAACUCGAGUCCGUGGAAUGCAUACGAGACCCCACGACUGGUGCAACAAUCCGCAAAAUGGAAGCCCAUACCGUGAUGCAUCGCCUCGCCGCAAGCAUGCAGAGCAAAGAAAUUGUUUAUUGGAUUCGACCAUUCUUCAUAAACCGCGACGUCAAUACGAAGGCCGACGGCAAUCCUAGAUAUUCGUGCACCGUGGUUCUUCCUGCAGCAUCUCCGAUACCUACAAUCACUGGUCCGACAUGUGCCACUUUCGCCGAGGCACGCAUGGAGGCAUGUUACCAGGCUUGCAGCAUUUUGUUUGAUAGAGGCAUCUUGGACUAUCGCAUGUUCCCCCAAAGUCAAGAUGGAUGUAUCACAAGAUCAACUGAAGGCGUCACUGCGACUAGGAAAGCGGAUGAAGACAUAGUCACAGCCGUAAUGUCCGCCAAUACUUAUCGCUGUUUUAAGAAGCGACCAGACUUUUGGACGAACUGCGGAAAGAGCUUUCAAGGGCGCCUGUACUCAACGAUCGUAUCCCUCAGCAACGUGCAGGAGGAUGACCACGCUCCAAUCCUUCUACUCACCAGGAGAGCGCUUCCUGAACUGGCAAGCUUCUCCAUAUUUCCUGCCACUUUCACGGCCGUCGCACAGUUUGCUAGAGCCGGAGCGCUUGACAUCAGUGACGAGCAUCUCUCUCUUCUACAUCGAUACACUGAACGAGUGUGCAGGGCGAUUACCAACAAGCCGCUCGCUUACUCCGCGGACGAUAUGCCAUACUUUCUUGCUCCUCUGCGCAAGGGUGCCGAGGAGAUCUUACGACGGUUCUAUGGUCUGGGACAACAUCCAUCCAUUGCGAAAUACAUCCCUUGGGAGCUGGUCAGACUCGCCGCAGACAAUUUCAUUGUACCGCUGCUGUCGGAUAACGGAGAUUCUAUCGAGGGAGACUCCGUCGUGCAAGAUAGACGUGCAGAGUUCACGAAUCGAUUCUUUGUGAAGAAGGUCAGGCAUGAUCUGAGUCCGUUGAGCAAAGCCGAUGAUAGUCCUCGCGAGGCAGAAUAUGCGAGCUUUCUCGGAUAUUGUAGAGCGCGUAUCAAGGACUUCCAAGGACUCAAAGAUGAACAUCAGCCGCUUAUUGAGGUCGCACGCAUGCCCUCUGGAGUCAGCUACCUCACUCCGAACGUCAAGAUGCAGACUGACUCGAAGCCACCGGUGAAAUACUUGAUUCCGGAGCUGUGCUCGAAGUCCACGAUCCCAGCAAGCACAUUCCGGACAAUGCUCCUGAUGCCGUCCAUCAUGCGAAGGGUUGACGAUCAAUUACUGGUGAAGGAGCUCAACGCAAGGUUCUUCCAGAAUUCUGUCAAUGAGCGGCAGCUUUUAGUUGCAUUGACCACUCCUUCUGCGAAUGCCGAGUUCGACUAUGAGCGCCUGGAGUUCAUAGGCGACGCCUUCUUGAAGCAGCUGGCUUCCAUCUACUGCUUCGUAACCAUGCCAUCGGCUCCACAGGGUGCGCUACACCCAUCACGGAGAGACAUUGUCAGCAACGAGGCCCUGCUGUCCGGAGCGAAUGAAGCUGGGCUGCCACCAUAUAUUCAAAGCAAGCCAUUCAUGGCGAGAUUGUGGCAGCCUGUCCCUCCUGUAUCUUCAAGAGCUGAAGACGAUGGAGUUCCUGUAACAAUACAGAACAAGUCGCAGGGAGAUCAGCCUAAACCGUCUGGGAAACGAAGCAAGAGGAAGAAGCAAGAGGACGAUUACGACAUCCAAUGGCUCGGAGCCAAGACCGUCGCAGACGUUGUCGAAUCCCUCGUAGGCGCGGCCUACAUCAGCGGAGGACAGUCUGUAGCCCUGAGAGUCGCUAAGGCUCUUCAUGUAGGUGUGCCACUAGUGGAACGAUGGUCGGAUUUCGCUUUCAAGGCAUCUGUCCCGCUUUCUCAUGUGACGGAUGCCCUUCCCGCGGGCAUUGUGCAAGCCGUGGAAGGCCUUUUGCAUUGUCGUUUCAAGAAACCACAAUUGCUUGCGUGUGCACUGACUCAUGCAUCUAUUGAAGGCUAUGGCUUCACCAGGUAUGAUCGGCUCGAGUUCAUUGGGGAUGCUGUGCUGGACGUCCUCGCCGUCCGACACAUCUAUCACUGCCAUCCGACGCUCAUGCCUGGAGACCUCUCGCUGCUCAGGAGCGCGAUGGUAUCGAUGCACGCACUCGCGGCUCUCUGUGUAGAGAUCGGCCUGCACAAGCAUUUACGGCAUAACUCCAAGGAGAUUGACUCCGCAAUUCGAGCAUACGUCAGCCAAUUGCGUGUGCUGCAGAACAAGGAGCACCGUGCUGCAGCCGAUGAGCGUAGAGAGCCGAAGCAGUACUGGACUACACUCGAGCCGCCAAAGGUUCUAUCUGACAUCGUUGAAUCCGUCAUCGCCGCGCUGUACGUCUCGGAUGAUUUUGCGGAGGAAAACGUCACGGUACUGUUCGACGAAGUGAUGAAGCCAUUCUACGACCGCUACGUGCGGAUACAGACUCUGUGGCCGCAGCCUAUUGCGACACUGUACGAGCUGCUUACGUCGUACGGAUGCCAGCGGCAUAGUAUCGUCAAGGAGAGAAAAAAGCAGACUCGUUGCGAUGUCAUCGUGCAUGGCAUCGUAUUAGCUCACGGUGAAGGCGCUAACGUCGUUGCUGCCAGAAGCAGCGCCGCUUUGCACGCCCUUGACGCGUUGAACGGUGACACAAGUUUCAUGGCGCGCACGUGCGAUUGCCGCGCUACCUCGCAGCAGAGCCAGAAGGGCAAGAAAACGAACGUUGACAGAGCUGAGCUUGGGUACGAGGAAGAGUAAAUCAAUGCGUCGACUGUAGGGAAUACAUCGCUGAAGUUAUGACUGAACGAUGGCUGCCUGUCGUCCCUUUUUCCAUGUCGCCGCCGCUGGUGUCGCGGGUCGCUCAAAGAAAUGCAGAGACGUACAUCCAAGUUCGAUAUAAUGAUAAUGGCUGUGCAGCAGACAGACAGCUCUAUAGGUUCUAUAAGCUCUAUGCUCCCCAUCUAUGCCCGUCUAUCCCGUGUGCAGCAGUUCACGUGCUAGCGGUGGACUUCUUCCU